AUGCCGUUCACGCCAGAGUUCAUUCCACUGGCGAAGCAGAAGGAGAUGUUUGCCAUCAGCUCCUGGCGCGACUCGCCGCAGACUGCCGCCUCAAUGCAGCCGAUGGUGUUAAGCCCCGCCGCCUUGCCGGAGGCCCAGUCUGAGAAGGACGGUGCUUCGCCAAGCAAAGGGGGGCAUCGCUCGCGCAGGGGGCGUCGUGGGAAAAAUCGACUAUCCCAGCGGCAGCAGGACCUGGAUGAUUUCUUCGUCAACUGCGUGCUUCCAAAGGGAGUCUCAUUUGCCACACUCAACUCGGAGCUGAACUGUAACGCCACGACGCCGCUUCGUGCCUACGACGUUGGGACGCCGCGCGUACUGUUUGCCAGAAGGAACUGUGGCAUGCCAUCCGGCGCCACUGAGCAGGGCAGCGCGGAACAAGCCAGUGGUAUUGAUGCCGCCAACUCCACUGCAGCUGGCACGACAACGCCGGCGCCGCCCGUAUUACCAGCAGGAUCUGACUCUAGCAUUAACAAUAAUAAUAAUAAUGCUGCAGCCGCCUGUGCCGCUCCUGCUUCAGAGGCAGGUGCUCCCAUUCUUGCGCCGGCAGCUGCGCCGGACGUUUCAGCGGAAGUAGCAACCAGGGGUGAUUUGACGACAUUGACGCGCAAAUUAAGCCACAACGCCGUGACUCUCUCACCGUUUCGCACGCCUAUGGCGUUAGCGCCCGGGGCGACCCCUAUGACGCCGGCCGACGACAGCGACGAGUCACCAGGCGGCGGUCUGCCCCCCGACCUCGUCCUCCCGCCGUCUGUCCCUUCUGAAAUACUUUCACGGGGGCACCUCAUUUCUCUUCUCUAUGCCGAAAGUAGCGAGGCGGAGAAGGCCAGUGAGUGGCUGCAGAAAAAGUGGCCGCAGGCGACGGUGAUGGUUGUGGCUCGCAAUCGCUCCAUCCUGAACGCCUCGCUGGUCUUAAAGGGACUCCCAAGCCUGUCCAAGACGGAGCGCAUCAUUGAGGAGGUCGAAAAGGUCACACCGCAGAAGCCGUCGUACAUUCGCCUGCAUCGCAGUGAAAGGGGGGUAUUCAAGAACGUUGUCUUUGUGAAGUACCCCAACCGCGAGGUUGCGGAGGAAAGUAAGCUGCGCCUUGAGCGAUUUUUCAUUGGCUCGCGCCAACUCAAGGUGGAGUUUAAAAAGAAGGAAAAGGGGGCGGCGGAGCGGGAGCGGGAAACUUCCCUGCAGCACCUGGUCCGUGACCUCCGUGUCAGCACGGAACACGAGGGUUUCGUGUGCCAGCGCAGCGAGCUCAGCAAGGAUGAGCUGAAGCUUCUGAAGCAGCUCUGCCACUCCUACGGCCUCUCCUUCGACCUCACCGAGCAGAAGGUGACGGUGAAGCGCAUCCUGCCAGGCGGCGACCGUCAUUCACCGGCGCUGCGACCCGGCCACAACACGCAGUUGAACUGGGGACAACCCACACCCGGGGCGCUGCGACCGAUGGACUUCAAGGGCAUACGUCACUGGGGGGAGCUGCGGAGCAGCUACGCCUCCCUCGGGAUUGCGCGGCCGAAGGGGCCUUACACCGUCCCGGCCUUUUCCCCUGGUCGGGGGCGACCGGUGUAG
This is a messenger RNA of Trypanosoma conorhini, 1596 nucleotides long. RefSeq lists its product as uncharacterized. Gene Ontology annotation, molecular function: nucleic acid binding. The coding region runs from base 1 to 1596 and encodes 531 amino acids. The transcript has a single exon. The record is from RefSeq and is a predicted model, not a curated record. Lineage: Eukaryota; Euglenozoa; Kinetoplastea; Trypanosomatida; Trypanosomatidae.